Molecule: messenger RNA, 2850 nt
Organism: Cryptomeria japonica (Japanese cedar)
Lineage: Eukaryota; Viridiplantae; Streptophyta; Pinopsida; Cupressales; Cupressaceae
Exons: 3
Coding region: 211-2307 (698 amino acids)
Source: RefSeq, a predicted model, not a curated record
AAUGGAUGGCUACCAGAUCCUUAUAUAGAUCUAUUUCAUUAAAAAAAAAUUGACUGCUCAUGUAAUAUUCAGUAAAAUAGGUUCCCAGUCUUUGUCUGGGGUCAAGAUCCGGACAAUGAAUGCGUCACAAUCAGUUGUCCACGUGGCAUUCCAACACGCUUACGGUUUGUUAAAUAAUUGCAGAUCCGCGGAAGCAGGAGUGGAGGAUAGAUGAUGGUCAUGGGGGAAAGAGCAAGAGGAGGCAGAGCAGGUGAAGUCCCCAAUCCCAUCAAAUCGCAACAUACAACAAAUCAGGGAAAACAACAGCAGAAACAGACACAGCAACAGCAGGCCCAGCGUGUUGAGGUGAGGAGAUUGAUUAGCGGCGGACAUGGAACACCCGCGCCCAGAUGGAAGCUUUAUGAUAACCCCUUCUUUCAAGUACAGAGAUCUCCGUUCCUGCUUUCCGCCCGGAAGCUGGCGGCCACCCUGUGGGAGCAAUACCGUCCUCCCAAUGGGAUUCGAACCCGCGAAGCCUUAUGCUAUGCUUUUCAGCAUUCAAUUGAUGAGGCCGGCAAUGGCGGUAACAAUAGCAAUGGCGCUCCUGCAAAAUCUAUGCCAUCUACGAAGAAGAAUCAUAAUGGAGAAGUGCAGGUUGGAGGUACUGCAAGCAAUGGAAGCCUCAUUGAGAAUGGCUCAUUAGUACAGACAGGCUUGAUUUCGGCAGAUAAGAGUGCCUCUAUGGAUGACUCCAUUACGUUGGAUGAGUUGUUCACAGCUUACAACCGCAUACAGAUUCUGGAAGGAGAACACAGUGCCAGCAAGUUACUGGUUCAGUCCCUGCGCACAGAGCUCGAGCUAGCUCAUGCACGAAUGCGCAAGGUGGAAAUUGAACAGAAGACAUCCAGAAAAGAAAUGGAGCAUCUAUUGAAGAAAAUUGCAGAGGAGAGAACUCUAUGGCGGAGCCAAGAACAAGAAAUGAUCAGUAAAGCAGUUAAGACGGUCGAGAAGGAGCUGGAAACUGAAAGGAAAUCAAAGAGAAAGAUGGAGAUAAUUAACAAGAAAUUGUCCAAGCAGCUUGCGGAGGCUAAAAUGGAUUUAUCCAAAUCCAUGCAAGAACUUGAGAAUGAGAGGAAGGCUAGAGAGUUGGUGGAAGGUGUCUGUAAUGAAUUGGCCAAGGAAAUUGGGGAAGAUAAAGCCAAGUUUGAGGAGCGGAGGCAGGAAUCUGACAAGUGUAGGCAAGAACUUGAAGAGGAGCGCAGAAUGCUCCAAAUGGCUGAGAUUUUACGGGAGGAAAGAGUACAAAUGAAAUUGGAAGCAGCAAGGCUUUAUCUUGAAGAGAAACAUUUAGCUUUGGAAACAUUGAAGUCUGAAUUGGAGGGCUUUCUGGAAACAACGAGGGCAUCCAAAGUUGAUGCUACCGUUUUCUAUAUGCGAGGGGAAGAGUUGCUUAGAGAUGCUGCUAGUUCUGUGAGGAUUCAAGACAUUAAAGAUUUAUCAUAUCAGUCUUCAGCAGCGGAUGGCUUUUGCUCAGGCUAUGAAAAUUUGCAGGCUGUUGACCUCAACAAUGAUGCAAGGGAGGUAGAGUCUACAAGGGUUUUUCUUCCAAAUACUACUCUGCAUAACUGCAUAAACUCUACACUAAAUCUUCCUACUGUAAACCCUUCGUUGAAAAGUAUAAGCAUUUCUCCAAAACCAAACUAUUCCAAGGCAAGUGUAACAGAAGAUGGAAAAAAUAACGAAGACAAAAGGAAGGAAGAAAAAUCUGCAACUGGAGAACGAAGCAAUGGGGAAGAAGAGACAAAUGAUUCUUAUCAAGAAAUCGAAGAGGGGAAGGAAAGGGUAUAUGAUUAUUGUAGAGAAAAUAAACAACCAUCUUGCAAUGAAGCAGAUGUAAUCAUUUUACAGACAGAAACAAAUGAAGAAGUUAAAGAAGGACCUGCCGUUCUAAUCACAGAAGAAAAACGUUUUGCUGAAAGAGAUGGCGAAUUGAAAAAGUCACCGGCAAUGCAUUUACCAGUAUCAAACUCUGGGAGAGGGGAAUUUUACAAGACUAGUUCUGUGCACGACAGAUUGCCAAACCCAGCAAAAUAUUCAAGCUUUUCACAACAAUCUGUUGUCCAUCGGGCACACAUUCCUUUUAAUUGUGGUUUAGGGGAUACCCCAGAUACUGGCAACCCUCAUAUUGCAAGGGGGAUUAAAGGGUUCAUAGAGUGGCCAAAGGGUAUCCGACAGAACAGUUUAAAGACAAAGUUGGAAAGUCAGAAAGCUCAGUUGAGGCAUGUUUUAAAUCUGAAGCAUCAGCAAGCUGAAAUCAGUCGAUCAUGAGAUCUGAAGUUUCAAUAUGCUGCUUAUGUGUUGAUGCUAUAAAGGAUUACAAUCAAGCAAUCUUGGUAUUCACUUGUACAUGAUUUUUUUUUACUUCAUUGAAUGCAAUUAUGAACUUGUACCUGCUAAAUUGGGGGGAGAGUUCUAUUAUUAAUUAUUCAAUAUCUCAGGGGUAUUGGCAGUUGGAUGACUUGGAGAAGACAACAAUUUUGAGUCGUGAAUAUUCAGUUAACAUAUGGAUUGGUAGGUGCUAUCAGUACCAUAGAGAACAAGUGUUGUAUUCAAGAAGUUCACUAUUCUUCCAACAGAUCUAAGUCUUUACAUAGGGAACUUUGCAGGAGUCAGUCCAGUACAGCCAAUGAUUUGGUACUAUCCAAUUUUGUAGCAAAUCUAUUCUCUUUGUAAUAAAUUUUUUCUUCGAUUGAGGAGAUCAGGUGACAAAUAUUGGAAUGGCAUUGGCCUGGAUGCGGUUCAUACUUCAUACAUUUUACAUGUUAUCAUUAACUAUUGGGCAGUGUUAUUUAUUAAUUUAUAUUACUUAUU